Molecule: messenger RNA, 3764 nt
Organism: Falco peregrinus (peregrine falcon)
Lineage: Eukaryota; Metazoa; Chordata; Aves; Falconiformes; Falconidae
Gene: ZC3H18
Product: zinc finger CCCH-type containing 18
Exons: 20
Coding region: 255-3263 (1002 amino acids)
Molecular function (GO): metal ion binding
Source: RefSeq, a predicted model, not a curated record
ACGUCACGCCAUGGCCGCCCUGCGCCGCCGCGAGUAGAGGCCCCGUCCCGCGCCGCAGCCGCCGCUUCGCCGCCCCCCCCCCGCCCCGCGCCUGCCCCCGGCUCACCCCCGCCCACCGCCCCGGCUCCGGCCCGCCGCGCCCGCCCGCCCAGCCAGGCAGGUGGAAACAGGGAGAGCUCCAGCAGCCUCGGCCUGGGGGGCACAGCAGAAGGACCUCAGCCUGGCAGGAGGCCCUGUGAGACUAUUGGGUACUGAUGGAUGUUUCCGACAGCCCUGAGCGAAACCCCUGCUCUCCUGAUGAAGAGGACCAGCAGCUUUCUGAUGAUGAAGUCCUGAAGGAGAGCUGUUCAGAACGGGGACUUGAUGGAGAGGGUGGACAAGGCAGCGUCCUGGGAGAGGAGGAGGAUGCAGCCAGGGGACUGGGUCAUGGUGAAGAGGAGAACCACUCGGAUGAAGAAGACCACUUAAGUGAAACUAAGUCUCAGGAGUCUGACAACAACGAGCAGACUGGGGAGCUGAAGAGCCCUCCACCUGGCAAAGGAGAGGAGGAAGACCGGACAAAUGACCUAGGUGAUGAAGCAUCCUCUGUCACCCGUGAACUAGAUGAGCACGAGUUGGACUAUGAUGAGGAAGUUCCUGAGGAACCAAGUGCUGCUGCUGCAGAGGAGGAUGGUGAGAAAGCUGCUGGUGAGGAUGAUGAAGAAGAGGAGAAAGGAGAUGAUGCCCCUGAAGAUGAGAAAAAAUCCAGCAGCAAAAGUGAUGAUGAAAAGGAUGGCCAGGAUCCCCUCAAGGAGAAGAAGAAAGAAGAAGAUGAUGGAGAAAUUGACGAUGGAGAAAUUGAUGACGAUGACUUAGAAGAAGGAGAAGUUAAAGACCCCAGUGACAGAAAAGUGAGGCCACGUCCCACCUGCCGAUUCUUCAUGAAAGGUCACUGUACUUGGGGCAUGAACUGUCGAUUUAUUCACCCUGGCGUCAAUGACAAAGGAAACUACUCCUUGAUCUCCAAGCCUGAGCCCUUCUCCCCAAAUGGUGCUCCUCCUAUAGGCCCUCACCCACUGAUGCCAGCCAACCCUUGGGGAGGGCCAGUCGUUGAUGAAAUCUUACCUCCACCCCCUCCAGACCCUCCAACAGAAAGUGCCUGGGAGAGAGGACUCCGGCACGCUAAAGAGGUAUUGAAAAAGGCAACUAUGAGAAAAGAGCAGGAGCCUGACUUUGAGGAGAAGAGGUUCACUGUGACUAUAGGAGAAGACGAGCGUGAAUUUGACAAAGAAAACGAGUUUUUCCGUGACUGGAAUUACCGCAUCACCAGAGACGUCAGAGAUCCAGCGGAGGUGGACAUCAAAGAAAACAUUAACUAUGGGCUUGAUCCUUAUACAGAUCCCUAUUAUGACUAUGAAAUAGAACGGUUCUGGCGUGGUGGGCAGUAUGAGAAUUUCAGGGUUCAGUAUACAGACCCAGAUCCAUACCGUAACUACAGAGUAAGUAAGGAAAGAGAGCGAGAACGGGAAAGGGAAAGAGAGAACAGACAACGAGAAAGGGAACGUGAGAGGGAGCGAGAGCGGGAACGGGAGCGACGGCAGCGGGAACGAGAACGGGAGCGGGAACGGGAGCGUGACAAGGAGCGCCAGCGGCGGAAAGAAGAAUGGGAACGCGAGCGAGAACGAGUGAAGAGAGAUGAAAAAGACAGGCAGCACAGAGACCGGGACAGGGACCGGGACAGGGACCGGGAUAGGGACCGUGAAAAGGAGAAAGAAAAACCAAAGCCUCGGUCCCCACUGCUACCAAGCCGUCAGCCUGAGCCACCAAAGAAGGAGAAGGAGGCAACCACAAUUACAACCGCUCAGUCAAAGAGAGCAGAUGAAUGGAAGGACCCUUGGCGCCGAUCCAAGUCCCCCAAAAAGAAACUUGGUGUGUCUGUCUCUCCCAGCCGUGCACGUAGGCGCCGAAAAACCUCUGCUUCUUCAGCAUCUGCUUCUGGCUCUUCAAGGUCCUCUUCUCGUUCAUCCACCUAUUCUGGUUCAGGUUCCUCGCGAUCUCGUUCCAGAUCAUCUUCUUACAGCUCUUACUCUAGUCGCUCUUCAAGACACAGCUCUUUCUCAGGCAGCAGGUCCAGAUCGCGGUCCUUCUCAUCUUCGCCAUCUCCUUCUCCAACACCGUCUCCACACAAGCCGCUUGCGAAGGCUAAGGGGGAGUUACUACCGCCUGCCGGUAAAGGUGAAAAAUCUGUGAAGAAGCUAGCUGCCCUUCCAGUCCCUCAGCCGCUCACUAAAAUCACAACAGCUGCACCAGAGCCAGCCAAACCAGGGGAUAACCGAGAGGCAAGAAGGAAGGAACGUCAGACAAGGACUCCACCCAGGAGGCGGACUAUCAGCGGCAGCAUCAGUGGAAGUGCCAGCAGCUACAGCGGUUCCAGUUCCCGAUCUAGGUCCUUGUCUCGCUCUCUCUCCAGAUCUCAUUCCAGAUCAUCAUCUGCCUCAGUCUCCCACUCCCCGUCUGGGUCCAGGAAAUCCAGGUCCCUGAGCGUGAGCAGCGUUUCUUCUGUCUCUAGUGCCUCCUCCAGCAGCAGCUCUGUACGCAGCGCCGACUCUGAAGACAUGUACGCGGACUUGGCCAGUCCUGUUUCCUCAGCCAGCUCCCGAUCCCCAACCCCAGCGCAGCAGAAGAAAGGUAGAGGAAAGUCAAAAAAAGAAGACAGUGCUAAAGAAGAGAAGCGGAAACGGGAUGUGCCUGCUCAGCUCUUGAAAUCAGCCAAGCCUACCCAGGGGAGCAAAUCGCAGCAGCUCCUCCAGACCCAGCAGCCGUCAGCCCCCCAGUCGCAGCAGGGGGGCUUCAGCGCUCACAAAGAGAUCAAACUGACGCUCUUGAAUAAGGCAGCUGACAAAGGAAGCAGGAAGAGAUACGAGCCAGCAGACAAAGACAGGCCGACCUCUCCUCCAGCCAAACGGGCGAACCUGUCACCUGACAGAGGUUCUCGUGACAGGAAGGCAACUGGGAGACUCUCUUCACCCAAGCAAGAGCGACAGAGAGGUCAGAACACGAAACCUUCUCCAGCGCAGACAGACAGGAAACGCCAGCUCUCCCCGCAGUCCAAGAGCUCCAGCAAAGUCACGAGCGUACCAGGCAAAGCGUCUGAGCCGGGCCCCACGGGUGCCAAGGCAGGCAAGUCCAGCACCCUGUCACGACGGGAGGAGCUCCUGAAGCAGCUCAAGGCGGUGGAAGAUGCCAUCGCUCGCAAGCGGGCCAAAAUCCCGGGGAAAGUAUAGUGGGCCGUGCGCGGAGCGCCGCUCUGCCCCUUAGUGACUGUUCAUGUUUUUAUAAAUAGUGUAAAAGCGGCCACUUUGGGAUUUUGCAGUUCUGUCUUAUUUUGGCUGCGAUUCUUUUUUAAAAAAAAAAACCACACAAAAAAAAAAAUACUGAAGUUUUGUCACCUGAGACGCCCGUGACGACUCGCUCCGGCUCCUGAAGGGCGAGCGGGGCCAGCCCCUGGCUCUGCCGGUGCCGGUUCCAUGUAAAUUAUGCACAGAGGACUCCAGCCCCAUCGGAUGCUCUCACUAUUCCUCUCUUUCUCUCUGCCCUCUCCUCUUUGCUAGCCUUGAGUUGUAUUCUCCUAGUUAGCCCUGCUGUGUGUUGAGUGUCUUCAGCAAUGCAGUUCUAUAUACUGUGUAAUGAGAGAGCCGAAAACUGCUGUGAACUGCUGGCAACAUCACCUUCUCCCCCUGCCCUCCCACCCCAGGAACAAAAAUAUAUAUAUAUUCUUGACUAAA